This is a messenger RNA of Cloeon dipterum, 1798 nucleotides long. RefSeq names its product monocarboxylate transporter 12-B-like. The coding region runs from base 233 to 1618 and encodes 461 amino acids. Gene Ontology annotation, cellular component: membrane. The record is from RefSeq and is a predicted model, not a curated record. Gene Ontology annotation, molecular function: monocarboxylic acid transmembrane transporter activity. The transcript is spliced from 7 exons. Gene Ontology annotation, biological process: transmembrane transport. NCBI's taxonomy places the organism in Eukaryota, Metazoa, Arthropoda, Insecta, Ephemeroptera, Baetidae.
CCGAGAGCUAAUAGGUCUUCGAUGAGAUUGCUGUUUGAAAUGUUCCCUGUGUAGUGUCUUUUGAGGAAUUUGUAGUUGUUGACUCUGCUCCCUGAGGAGGCGCCAACGAGAUCCAGCGGCCCGUCUGAGAGGGAGCCGCGGGGUAGUGGGGCGAGUGCAGAGGCGCCACCGUCGACGUUGUCAUCCGCGGCUUGGCGCAGCGCCCGACGGAGAUGCGUCAGCGCCAGUCACAAUGACGCAGAAGCAGCGGCCUCCAGCGGUGCCGGCCCUGUGCAAGCCGCUCGCCCCCGAUGGCGGUUGGGGAUGGAUGGUGGUGCUCGGGGUGGCGUUGGCCAACAUGACAACUCAAUCUCUGGUCUCAACCUUUGGACUUCUUUUCGGACAAGCACUGCACGAUAUGGGCCAGGCGACCACGGGAGCCGCUUUGGUGAUGAACUUCAUGAGUGCCACCACCAAUCUGUCAGGCUUGAUCACCGGCCCAAUUAUGAAAUUGCUAUCCUACCGACAAGUGGCAUUAAUUGGUGCUGCAUUGUUUUCCAUGGGCCUCCUCCUGUCUAGCAUGGCCACAAACAUUACUCACCUUAUACUAACAUACAGCAUCUUGAGUGGUCUUGGGCUAGGGCUGACCGGCCCUUCCUCGUUUGUGGCGCUUUCGACCUAUUUCGACACGAAAAGAGGCCGUGCAGUUGGGCUGGCCCUCGUUGGCACCGGGAUAGGACAAAUGCUGAUGCCUCAAGUUGUCCGUUUCUUCCUCGAAUGGUACGAUUUUCCCGGCGCGAUGCUGCUGCUCUCCGCCAUCAGCUUGCACGCUGUGUUCGCAGCGUGGCUCUACAGACCUCUGGAAGCGCCUUCCAAAUCCAAACCCGUGGAAGAACCAGAACUCAGGUCCUUGCGCCGCAUCUCCAAUGCGGAAAUGAACAACGAACUUGGCAUGGAGGUCAUAGCGGCAGAGGUGCGCGAAGAUGAAGUGAAAAAAGUCAAAGAAUGCGAUCUAGAAGCUCAAACUUGUACUGGCCGCUUAGCUGCUGCGUGGAAUUUGCGGCUCUUUCGAGACCCGUCGUUUGUCAACAUCGUGGCUGGUCUCGCUACGUUUAAUGUGGCAAACAUUAAUUUUUCAAUGGUGCUUCCCUUUCUGCUGAUGGACCACGGCCUCACGAGACCGGAAGCUGCACUUUGCAUGAGUGUGACUGCCGCUUCUGAUAUUGUGGCGCGCCUUCUUGUGCCUUUCAUAAAAGUGAAGCACAUGAGCGCCAGGAACUCGCUGAUGGUGGCUAUGGUCGCCCUGGCGUUUACGCGAUCUCUCCUGGCCAUGCAGAGCAAACUGGAAGAAUUUGUGGUCGUCUCCGUGAUUGCUGGACUUGUUCGAGGGGCGGCCAUCCUGAACCUGAAUCUUGCGGUUGCAGAGCAUUGCUGCAAUGAGACUCUGCCCGCCGCUCUGGGCAUCAAUAUGGUAGCCAAAGGAGUCGUAAUUCUCACCAUCGGGCCUCUUCUUGGCUGGCUGAGAGAUGCGUCUGGCAGCUACAACUUGUGCGUACAUGUUCAGUCCGGCCUCCUGUUAGCCGCCUCUUUCGCUUGGGCGGUGGAGUUGAUUGUAAAAUACUACCAGCGGCGUAGAUGAUAUUGAAGACUUUCAAAUUAGAGCGAGGAGGAAGACUGAUUACCUGGGGGACAAUUCAUUUUGUGCACAAAGGUGUUGUAAUUUUUCUCUCAACUGCAUUAUCAUAGUUUGUUACGUCCUUUUAAACAAUUGUUUAUUGAAUCUGAAUAAAAGUGAUACACGUUUUAAUUUUGAUGAAAA